AUCUCUCUUGCUUUAUUGCUCUCACUUACGCUUCAUCAGUCUGUGGACAUGACUAUGCAAAAAUAAUGCUGCUCCGUCAGAAUUUUAUCAUCAUUCUAGUGUUCUUUGGGAUGGUAUUGAGUGGGAUCAUUUACCUGAACAAUAACCAGUGCAGAUGCAAUCAGAAGAUGAAAGAACAAGGCAUCAUCAAUGGUGGCACCGACGAAAUCAUCCACCCAAGGAAGUCAAGAUGCAAUCAGCAGAUAACAGAACAAGGCAUCACCAACCUAGAAUGGAAGCAAAAUACCUUUGGAUUGCGCUCAUCACCAGGGUUGUUGUACAACCAGCAGAGUGCAUUGGUAGGAAGUCGGACAGAUGUUGCUUCUGUGACUUCAUGGUCAGCUCCAAUCAUUUGGGAGGGAACAUUUGACUCCACACUGAUCGACUCGAUCUACAAACAACAGAAUCUCACCAUCGCAACCACUGCCUUCGCUUUGGGAAAAUACGUUCGUUUUGUCAAAGAUUUUCUGGAGUCAGCUGAGCAGCAUUACUUUGUUGGAUUUCGAGUGCAUUACUACUUGUUUACAGAUCAACCAGAAUUAGUUCCUGAAGUGAAGAUGGGUGAAAACCGUAGUCUGACAGUUCUAAAGGUUCAGAGUUUGAACAGAUGGCAGGACAUCAGUAUGAGCAGGAUGGAAAAACUGGAGAAACUGAUAGAGAGUGAACUGGCCAGUGAGGCCAACUAUAUCUUCUGCCUGGACAUAGAUACCAAGUUCUAUGGCCGUUGGGGUGUGGAGUCUUUGGGUCGUCUGGUAGGCGUGAUACAUCCUUGGCUCUAUGAUACUUCAAGGGAUAAAUUCACAUAUGAGCGCAGUCCAAAGUCUCAAGCAUACAUUCCAGCUGGGGAAGGUGAUUAUUAUUACGCUGGAGGUGCAUUUGGUGGUUCAUUGGAGGAUGUAUAUCAUCUCACAAAAACCUGCAGGGAGAAGAUGAGCAUUGAUGCUGCAAGCUCCAUUGAGGCGGUAUGGCAAGAGGAGUCACACUUGAACAAGUAUUUCCUUUUGAACAAACCUAGUAAACUGCUCUCUCCUGAAUAUAUGUGGCGGGACAUCAACGCAAGUGCCGCCCAAAUAAAAAUUGUUCGCUUCACUAAUGUACCUAAAAACUAUGCUGAAGUUCGUCCAAACCCGUAGGAACUGUUAGCUGAGGUGUUCAUUUAAGUUGUAACUGUGUAUUGGAUGUUCUUGUACAAAACAGAAAUGAAAUAAAGUUUGGUAAAAA
Messenger RNA from Carassius gibelio (silver crucian carp), 1260 nucleotides. Its product is annotated as histo-blood group ABO system transferase. Bases 66 to 1172 code for a protein of 368 amino acids. The record is from RefSeq and is a predicted model, not a curated record. The transcript is spliced from 8 exons. NCBI's taxonomy places the organism in Eukaryota, Metazoa, Chordata, Actinopteri, Cypriniformes, Cyprinidae. Gene Ontology annotation, biological process: carbohydrate metabolic process. Gene Ontology annotation, cellular component: membrane; Golgi apparatus; vesicle. Gene Ontology annotation, molecular function: hexosyltransferase activity.